AUGCUGAUCAUUCGAAUAGAGUUGCUGAUUAUUGAGAACCAACGAUGGGAUCAAGAUCAUGGUUGGAGUUCGGAGUUGACGAGAGAAGACACGAGGUUGGUCGGAGGACAAUGGACGGACAUGUAUGGCCAAGAAGUGUGCAAGCCCAAGGACAUCAAGCUCCCGCCACCACCACCCAGAUCGGAGCAGGACCGCUGGGCGUCGAUCGAGGGCGAGGGCGGGUGGAGAUGGGACGACCGGGAAUGGAGCGUCGUUCGCCCGGACCAUCCUCGUCAUCACGAUCAUCUCUCAUCAGCGCCUUUGUUCCUUCGGCUCGCUUUUGGACCUCUUCUUUCUUCGACUCAUCCGGCUUGGUCGGUCGACCAACACGGUUGGACCUAUGGAGAUCAUUCGUGGACCGCGUUCUCCGACUCGCCUCGCUUCAACUCCUUCGUUCGCAAACGUAAAUGGACUAGAGUCGUCGCGUUGACUGCCCCUUUAUGCGCCUGA
Molecule: messenger RNA, 489 nt
Organism: Puccinia graminis f. sp. tritici CRL 75-36-700-3
Lineage: Eukaryota; Fungi; Basidiomycota; Pucciniomycetes; Pucciniales; Pucciniaceae
Exons: 3
Coding region: 1-489 (162 amino acids)
Biological process (GO): peroxisome organization
Cellular component (GO): peroxisomal membrane
Source: RefSeq, a predicted model, not a curated record